Cooperia oncophora is the source of this 480-nucleotide messenger RNA. The record is from the annotation of a GenBank genome assembly. Lineage: Eukaryota; Metazoa; Nematoda; Chromadorea; Rhabditida; Trichostrongylidae.
AUGGCUGUGUCGUCCAGUCGUGAUCCUCAUCAAGUCAUCGACACCCUAAACAGACUAGCCGCAACAGUACCUACCGACACUGGAUGUCGUGUGCAGCUAUGGCGAGGAUUCGAGCAACUUUUCCGAUGGAAUCUUCCAGCAGGAUCCUACAUCGAAAUCUUCCAGACUUCGCCGGAAGACAACGGUGAUCUGGACAAUGUUGGGCGAAUUUAUGACGCUCUACGACAAUUAUUCGUCAAAAUGAAUGGUUUCCUAUCGUAUUCGCCAACGUUCCCUCCAAAUGGGUUCGCCUGUAAUGCUACUCUGAUAGACUUCGCCACGUUGUCCAUGAUGGUCGGAGGAUCGGCUGGCGUCGUAUAUCCUCUCCAACCUGCAACCACAGCUGAUAUGACUCAAGUGAUUCCACUGCAGUACCAAUCGGCACAAGUUUAUGGACAAUAUAGCUACCAGUGUAAAAACCCGAUGAAGACAGCCUCGUAA